AUGGACAUUCGUAAUUUACUUAAUACACAUGACCAACAGCCAGUUGAAACAUUGCUCAGCAGCAGCGUUUCAUCUUAUUCUUCAAGUAUGUCUAUGGACUCUAUAUUAUCAACAUCAACAUCUUUAUCUAUGAACCAAAAACAACACGAUAAACCUUAUGUGUGCACCUGGGAUAAUUGCACCAAACGUUUCUCCAGACGCUCUGAUCUCUCUAGACACAAAAGAAUUCAUACAGGAGAACGCCCAUAUCAUUGCGAAUGGCCUGGAUGUGGAAAACAAUUUAUUCAACGAUCUGCUUUAACUGUUCACUAUCGUACUCACACAGGUGAAAGACCACAUGUUUGCGAAUACGAAGCUUGUGGAAAAUCGUUUAGCGAUUCUUCUUCUUUGGCAAGACAUCGUCGCACUCAUACUGGCAAGCGUCCUUAUGUCUGUGAUGUCAAGGACUGUGGCAAAUCUUUUACUCGUAAAACAACAUUGUCUAGACAUCAAAGAUGCCACGAUCCUCAAUGGAAAACAUUCAAUCUCUCUAAAAUGACAUCUCCAUACUCACCCACUUCACCUACAACAAGUUGUGACUCUGACGAUGCUCCUACAAGUCCCACCUCAUCUCUUAUGGACUACCGCUCACCACCCUUAGUGGCACCUAUCGCAUUCCGCCCCUCUGCUCCUCAACCACAAUCCCAACAAUAUUAUACCCAUCAUUACGAACAGAACAAGCCUGCUAUGCCUCGAUUCCAAUCAAGCUACCCCGAAAUUGAUUAUUUACGAUUCAAUGAUAAUCAGUCAAAGCCUACAUGGAAUGAUCACAGCUAUAGCAGCCCUGCUUAUUACCACAGAUCAACUCCUUAUCCUAUCUCCAACUCAACUAGAUCAACAUAUCCUAUUAUUAUCAACUAA
Messenger RNA from Gilbertella persicaria, 900 nucleotides. RefSeq lists its product as uncharacterized. Gene Ontology annotation, biological process: regulation of transcription by RNA polymerase II. The transcript has 3 exons. The record is from RefSeq and is a predicted model, not a curated record. Lineage: Eukaryota; Fungi; Mucoromycota; Mucoromycetes; Mucorales; Choanephoraceae. Gene Ontology annotation, molecular function: DNA-binding transcription factor activity, RNA polymerase II-specific; RNA polymerase II cis-regulatory region sequence-specific DNA binding. Bases 1 to 900 code for a protein of 299 amino acids. Gene Ontology annotation, cellular component: PcG protein complex; transcription regulator complex.